AUGCGGCUGAUCAACAUCGCGGUGGUGAGACGCGGAGGGUGUGCAUUCUCAACAAAGGUGCGGGUUGCUGCCGAGAAGGGCGCGCAUGCCGUGAUCAUCGUCGACAAGGAGGACUCCACUUACACCAGGAAGCAGAUGAACGAUGUGAUCGUAGCAGAAGACAGCUACGCAGAAGAUGUCCACAUCCCUUCCAUUUUUGUAUGCAAGCAAGAUGGCCAACUUCUCAUUAGCCAACUCAGAAAGCCCAACGACCCGGUUGUCGUGGAGCUCGCGUGGAACAUACCCGCGAAAUCUGUGGUGACAGUAGACCAGUGGAUGAGCUCUGCGUCGUCCGAGAGUAUGAAUUUCCUUAAGAGUUUCGCGCCAAAGAGGAAAGUUCUCAACCAGGUGCUCAGGUACCAGCCCCACUUCCAGAUUUUUAGCAUGGGCAGCGGAGGCAGUGCACAGACCACAAGCAAGCUCUGCACUGACUCCUCCGGCAAAUACUGCGCCGAAGACCCCGACGGCGAGGGCCCGGUCCAGGGCAAGGACGUCAUCGAGGAGGACCUCCGCCAGCUGUGCCUUCACGACAAGACAAAGAAAGUGGACCGCAGCCGGGAUUUCGAGUCGCAUGUGAUGCCUCCCGAGUACGCGGUCGCCUACUGGGACUACAUCGAGAAGUUCCAGGAGAGGUGCCCCAUCACGGCGGACACCAGCCUGGCUGAAGACAAGCGGUACGGAACGAUAUGCUCGUUCGCGUUGAUGCGGGAGGUCGGCCUCAGCGAGCAGCAGAUCAGGCUCGUUGAGAGUUGCGCCGACGUGAGCCGCAACACCGAGGAACUGGAGCUGCAGAAGAGCCACACCGCGUGGUCGCCGAGGGCGCUCCGCAUCAACGGUUGGAGGUACAGCGGCAUACUGGAUCCAGAGCUCGUGGCCACCGCGGUGUGCGCUGGGUUCAGCAAGGAGCCCCCAGAGUGCAAGCUGGUGAAGGCGGCUGGCCGCGACUUCUUCGUGCCCUUCCUUCCAUCGAACAUGCGUGGCGGGGUCAGCUUCGCCACGCUGUUCAAGUCGUUGUUCGUGGUGUUGGCUCUAGUCUGGUGCGCUUUUUAUUUGUACAAGCGCUACAUGCAGAGGGAGAUGCGGGCCACCAUCAGGGAGGAGGUGAUGCUCGAGGUGGAGUCCCAGAUGGCGCAGUACGGUAAGUUGAGCGGGUGA
This is a messenger RNA of Prorocentrum cordatum, 1194 nucleotides long. Lineage: Eukaryota; Dinophyceae; Prorocentrales; Prorocentraceae. The record is from the annotation of a GenBank genome assembly.